CUUCCUGCCGCGCGUGCUGGAGCUGGGGUGGCCCGACCAGCUGGCCCCCGCCCUGGAGCGCCUCUGUUCCAUCUGCAAGGCCCUGGACUCCUGGAUCACGCAGCACCCGCAGCACGUCGCCGUCCUCCACGCCAGGGGUGGCUACGAGAAGCUGGGCGUGGUGGUGGCGGCCUACAUGCACUACAGCAACAUCUGCGCCUCCACGGACCAGGCGCUCGACCGCUACGCUAUGAAACGUUUCUUUGACGACAAGAUUGGCCAGCUGUACCAUCCCUCACAGAAGAGGUACGUGCACUACUUCGCGGGGCUGCUGUCCGGGGUGAUCCGCAUCAACUCUAGUCCCCUCUACCUGAACACUCUCAUCCUGGACGGUAUCCCGCACUUCGAACCCCGCGGAGGCUGCCAUCUCUUCAUCAAAAUCUACCAAGGAAUGACUCCAAUUUACACCUCGGGAAUCUACAACUUGACGGAAACGAUGAGGCAGGUGACGCUGGUGUUUGAGAUGGGCGUGCAGCUGCGUGGCGACAUCCUGCUCAAGGCUUACCACCGGCGCCUCAUGCCCGCCUCUAGGGAAGUGAUCUUCAGGAUGCAGUUCCACACGUGCACUGUCUCAGAGAAGGUGCUCUCCUUUACCCGGAAUGACCUGGAUGACGCCUGCAACGACAUGAGGUUCCCCCUGGAUGGCAGCGUGGAGCUACACUUCACUCACUCCCCCGAGGACAGGCCACGCGCGGUCUCUAACGUGUCCUGCGAUAAGUCCCCCUGCGCCAUCGCCUCCUGGGACUCCUACGAAAACAUCAACUUCACAAUGGACCAAGUGGACGAGCAAGGCGUGGCGAGUGUGAGCGGCGUGAGCCACACCCUGGGGCCCCUGGACGGCUCCCUGUACGCGACGGUCACCAAAAAGCGUCAGCCGCCCCCGCCAGCAUCGCCACAUUCGCCGGUGUCUCCACAAGCCCCCGCCGCCCACACGCCCUCGCCUCACGGGCUCGUCAACGGUCGCUACGCCGCCUCGAUAGACUCCGGAAUCGCCUCCAGCAACUCAGCGGGCGCGGCGCCCGUGUCCCCGCCCACCUCAGACACUUCCCAGACGUCCGGAGAAUCCCGAGCCACGGCGGCGGCGGUGGCGACGGGGCGGGUGGGGCCCACGGGGGCCCCGCCCCUGGUGGACGCCCGUCAGCUGGACGAGCUUCUGCAGGGGAUGCUGCUGGACAUCCAGAGCAUCCCGGAUCUGCGGCCCAGCCAGACGCCCGCCCCAGACAUUGACUCCAUCAAGUGUCCAGACUUCAGCGUGCCCCCCAAGACGGAGACGCGGGGCAGCGCGGUGGGCCGGAGCUCAGUGCAGCAGUACGGUGCCGCCCAGUCCCCCCACUCCCCCGUCAACGGGUACAGCGGUUCCACCACACACGACUCCCUGCUGGACACUUCCCUCAGCACCAACAAUGACGAACUGCCCUACCACGCCCGUAGCGACAGCAAGCCCUUCAGUUAUGGCGCGGUCACCUCAUCGCCCCUGCUUGGCCGCCGCCGCACCACUUCAGAGGGCGGCGACGGGUCCCAGGCGCCGCCCUCGCCCUCCAUUCACCGCCGCAACUCCCGGGAGGCCCUGGGACAGGCUCGGGCGGGACUGGAAUCUCCCAGGCUGGUGAGGCGCAUGUCGGGCACCGUGGGGGGCACCCCUGGCGAUCCCUCAGUGUGCAGCAGGCGCUCACCCUCUAGGUCACCGUCACCAGAGCCCGGGAGCCGCGGCGGCACCCUGCAGCGGCAGCGCUCACACACCCUUACUACCCGCAUCAUGUCCACUGGGGACAGCACACCCACCUCCACCCUCACCCGCUCCGAGCACGCCAAGUCCGCCUCCAGACUGGACGACUCGCUGGACUUUUCCACCCUCGACCACCACAGUCGCAGUCUGAGCAGCUCAGGCACCAACAACCUGUCAUGGCUUCAGAUGCAGCAACGCAAACUCGCCGAAAGGAAAGAGGCAAAAUACAGAGCCGAAAGAGGCCCCCAGGAGGCCCGUAUGCUGUCCGAACUCCGCACUCGUAUGACACAGCAGCAGCACCGCUCAGCCACUACCACCUCCAAGGAGUUUGAGGACGGAUACGUGAGUGACACCACCAUGCGCUCCGAGACAUCACGAGAGUCGUCCCCUGUAAAGACGAUGGCCCCCCUCACCAUCAACACUGGAGUAGCCUCCACCACUACUCCACAGAAGCCCCCCAUCGCCCACUCCACCCCCGCCCGAGGAAACUCUGCACCCUCCUCUCCCAUCCUGCCUACCAGGUCAGCCUCACGGGAACGCAUGUACAGAAACAACGUGAGCAGCACCAGCAGCCAGAGAAGUCUUCCCAGAAAGUACUCCGACACGUCCGACAAGGAGAGGCCUUUCGUGGCAGUGCGGAGGGCUCACGAGAAUGCCAAAGCGGGUGACAGCAUGGACUCAUCCUCAGCUCUUAGUCAGCUUCAGACAUCCCCUCUUGGACACAUCAAUUACUCAUCCUACUCAUCAUCUUCCCAGGCUGACGGUCUGCUCACCACAGUCAUUUCGUCCUCAAACCAGGAGGGACUGGACUCACUUGAUGCCCUGAGUGCCACCUUGGCCAGUCUGGGCACCCCCACUCACCCCCCAACCUCUACUACCUCACCGCCCAACCCCAUAAGCAGCACCACCACCACCACCUCCACCAUCACCACCACUGCUGUCACCACUUCUGCUGGGUCACAAUCAGUUCAGAUGGCUCAAACAUCUCAGAGCCGAGAAGAGAGUGCCUGGCAGAGUGACACCGAGAGCAGCAUUGGUGGCACUCGUCCCAUCACCCCAGGCUUCCCUCCUGCCACCCCCACAACACCGUACCUCAACCAGGGACUGCCCCCCAAGAGCCCCACCAUGCAGCGAAGAGCUCACCUUGGCCUCUCCUCUCUCUCGACCAGACCUCCCGUCAAAAAGUCUGCAUCACUUCCCAGCAAGGAGAUGGGGAUGCGCAGCCCCUCCCCUGCCACCUCCCAGGCCCUUCGGCAGGAGCUCAAUGGCCACUCCAGUCCAGCUCCCUCCCUCUACCAUGGACAGUCCCGCCGCUCUUCCCUCACCUCCCUCAAUGAGUCCACAGAGGUCAUAUCGUCUCACCCAAAGUUUGUGAAAGAUAUCUCCAAAUUCUGGUACAAACCCACCAUCACCAGGGAUGAAGCCAUUUCCAUGCUAAGAGACAAGGCACCUGGCACAUUCGUCGUCCGAGACUCCAACUCCUUCCCUGGAGCCUUUGGUCUCGCCCUCAAGGUGUCCACCCCACCACCUAAUGUGGCCAGCAAGUCCAGCGACCCAGCCAAUGAGCUGGUGCGCCACUUCCUGAUUGAGCCGACCUCCCGGGGCGUGCGACUCAAAGGCUGUGCCAAUGAGCCAGUGUUUGGUUCCCUUUCGGCACUGGUGUACCAACACUCUAUCACAGCACUGGCCCUCCCCUGCCGCCUCAUGUUGCCAGAAAGAGACCCAGCAGGUGGAUCAGACACUGUUGACAGUGGUGUUGGCACCAGCAGCAGCACCAGCUCUGCCUCUCAACUGCUGCAGCAGGGAGCUGCCUGUAACGUCAUGUACCUGCACACGGCGGAUACGGAGAGCCUGACGGGUCCCCAAGCCGUCAAGAGAGCCGUGAAUGUCAUGCUAGCAUCAAAAAUAACCCCCACGGUGGUCCACUUCAAGGUGUCUGCACAAGGCAUCACCCUCACUGACAAUGAGAGAAAGCUGUUUUUCCGCCGUCACUACCCAGUGAACACCAUCUCCCACUGCGGCGUGGAUCCGGAGGACAGGCGGUGGACACACAAGAGUGAAGAGGGCACCACACUGGGAUCCCUGCGAAUAUUUGGAUUUGUGGCCAAGAAGGGAGCCAGCAGGACAGAGAACCAGUGCCACAUCCUGGCUGAGCUGGAACCCGAGCAGCCUGCAACAGCGAUCUGCAACUUUGUGACCAAAGUUAUGAUGACCAGCGUGAGCCGACCCAACCUGGUGUAGCCUCACAGGUGGCAAGUGGCCAAGUGGCCGCAUGGCCACGUUGCCCCAUAGACACACUGUUCACUAAGUCCUGCGUGGCAAAGUGUACUGAACUGAGGCUAGAUGGGAGCUUUCCUAGUGAGUGCAAGAAUAGGUUGUAAAUAUCCUAAUUUUAACUAAAUUAUGUAUCAAACAUGUUAAGAUGCAGAGUUGGAUCAGAGGCUGUUUUUUCCUUUGAUUUACUGUGCACUUCUCUAUGAAAAUAGAGACUGUUAUGUACUAGAUUAAUUUGAAGAAAUACAAUUCCUAAUUAUCAAAGAUGUAUUCAGGGAGCAUUAUUUAUUACCUAAAGAGCAUAGUAGUGAUCAAUAUCAGAACUUCACAUAAGAAUAGGUCAAAUGGGUACCAGUAAUGUGAUAAUAUUAUGCAAGGAUUCACAGGAUUAGAGUGUUCAUUGCCCCCUUAAGGGAUAGCCUCUAGCUGGGUAUAGUCUGGUAAUCAAAGUACACAAGUGAACUUUUCUAGGAGACUUGAUCUUGUUAUAACACUAAGAACCUCUUGAGGACUGCUAAGUCGUUCAGCAGAAAGGUUUCAUUCGUGUUGUGUAAUUUUCUAUCUGCACAUGUAAAUAUCAUUGUGACUCAUUUUCACACAUUUCAUGUGUUUAAUAAUCAAAUGAAUCUUGUCUCAUUGUUUUGCUUUAAAUGUGUUUUGCAGAGAUUCUAUUACCACCUGCCAAAGGAUAUACUUCAGUACUUGGCAAGUGUUGAUAUGUGAGCCACUUCAUAUUUUAUUAAUGUGUGGAAAUUUCUUUUUUGUAGUAUAUGCAAUAAUGAUCAUUAAGUCAUGCUUUUAUUAUGCACUUCAGAAUCAGUAUGCAAGUAAUCAAUGCUCUGAAAAAAAAUUAAACUGUUAAUUAACACAUUUGCAAAUAAGUGUAUUAUUUGUAUUUAAUGUAAAUCUACAGCUGUAGCAUGCAUAAACCUAAGGCUGACUCACCCCUGUGGACUAUGUAAAAAUUUUUGUAUCUAGAGACUGAUCUAUAGCAUUCUCUUCUUUGUAUUGGCAGCCACACACACACACACACACACACGCGCAAGCAUGCACGCGCGUGCGCACACACACACACACACACACACACACACACACACACACACACACACACACACACAGGUGAGGUUGGACAGCCACUUUCCCAAGCAUCUUUUAAGUGUUUUGUACAUAAUGUCCAUAUGUUUGAGAGAUAGUAAAAUGAAACUUUUGCUAGUUUUUAAUAUUGUAAAUCAUACUUCCUUACUAUAACUUCCACCUCCUGGAUGAAAAGACAUUUAAGCAGCACAAUAAUAGAAUGUUAUGAAAGAUUUAUAAAAGCCAUACAAUGUUCAUAGCGAUAGCAUUUGUAUACCAGUUGUUGUGGUACAUUAUUAUUCACUAUGACCAGUGCUAUGUUCAUUACUACUUGCCAGGUGAAAGAGAGAGAGAGAGAGAGAGAGAGAGAGAGAGAGAGAGAGAGAGAGAGAGAGAGAGAGAGAGAGAGAGAGAGAGAGAAUCAAGUAAUAAGGAAGCAGUUUGUUCCUUUAACACAUGUAAGGUGCUUCUUAACUCAUGCAAAUGACCAUUUCAAGCUUCUUCCAGAAAUAAAGAACAACUUCAA
Molecule: messenger RNA, 5639 nt
Organism: Scylla paramamosain (green mud crab)
Lineage: Eukaryota; Metazoa; Arthropoda; Malacostraca; Decapoda; Portunidae
Gene: by
Product: tensin-1-like
Exons: 17
Coding region: 176-4006 (1276 amino acids)
Cellular component (GO): focal adhesion
Molecular function (GO): protein binding
Source: RefSeq, a predicted model, not a curated record